CAACCAAACGGCCAAACCGAAUCAUGUUAGAGUUCAACUUGGCGUGUGGCCAACUCUAAUAUCCACCUCCACACUAAUAUCUUCCCAAAUUGAAAGAAUGAAAAUGUUAGUUUCCUCACAAAUCAGUAAUCACAAAUGAGAACAUUAAGGCGGAUCUACAAAAGAUUUGUCGAUGAGAUAAACUUUAAUCAACCGACAUAACUAAUGAAGUUUAGGGAAAUAAUGUUGCGUCAGAACUCAGAAUAAUCACAUGUACGGUUUCUUAAUCCAACAACACAAAUUUUCCCUUCACUUAAUUUUAUCUACAAAUUUUAUCAAAUCUUUAAUAACCCAAAUGUUUAUUUUCAAAUUGCUUCCACCACUUGCAAUUUGCAAAUCUGUAAUCUUCUUUUCUACUUACAAAUAACAAUUUUUUUUUAAUGCAAUUGCAAUCAAUCUUCAACCUUUUAUAGAUCCCAAAUAGUUAACAGAAGAGAGAGAAAGAGAUGGAGAAAAGGGAAGAAGGAGAAGAAAUGGGGUUGGAGCAACUUCCCUCAGCUUUGCUUGCGACGAUUAUUGCAAAGUUAGACAUGGCGUCGAUCUGCUCUGUUGCUUCAACUUGCCGCACCUUCAAUUCAUGUGCAUCUCACAUCCUUACUUUUCUACCAACUGUUCAUCUCAUUGAUGUUGCACCAUCAAUGGAUCUGUUGGUUCUCUUAUUGCCCCCAAAUCCUUAUCUGACAAGCCUGAAAGUUGAUUGUUGUCGGCUUGAUGACUCCGCAAUUAAGAAACUCAUUCGGCCUUCUUUGUAUGAGCUUUUUCUUCAUAAUUGUGGUGAUUUCAGUGGUAGAUUGCUCUCUGAGAUUGGUGCGCAAUGUCGUGAUCUAAGGUCUCUCUACCUAGGUUCGGUGGGUGACAAAAGAGGUCGUGCAAUUCAUAUUACUGAUCUGGAAGAGUUACUCAGAGGUUGCUGUGAAUUGGAAACACUCAAUCUGAUGUUUGAUGUUUCCACAUUUCUUCGGCAUAAUUUCGCCCGGGCUUGGACAUUGGCUUCUGCAAAUCUGACUUCUCUUGAAAUUGGUUACAUCUCCUCAGUCAUGGUGACAGAAUUGCUCAGUCCAACUCCUGGGCCGAGUCAGUUUAUGCAACAAGACCAGCCACCUAUACUACCAAAUCUUCAGAAGUUGUGCCUUUCUGUAGAUUAUAUAACUGAUACUAUGAUCAAUUCAAUAUCUCAGAAUCUCACAUCAUUGACUCAUUUAGAUCUUCGAGAUGCACCUAUCAUUGACCCGAGGGUGACUUUUGACCUCACCAACAAUGGUCUCCAGCAGAUCAACCAACAUGGAAAGUUGAAACAUCUUUCAUUGGUCCGUAGCCAAGAGUUCCUCAUAACUUAUUUUCGUCGAGUCAAUGAUCUAGGUAUUCUCUUGAUGGCAGACCAGUGUGCGAGUAUGGAAAGUAUUUGUCUUGGUGGCUUUUGCCGUGUUACGGAUACCGGAUUUAGGGCCAUUUUGCAUUCUUGCACUAACCUUUACAAGAUCAAAAUUUCUCACGGGACCCAACUCACCGAUCUGGUUUUUCUUGACAUCUCAGCUACCCCCCUUUCAUUAACUCAUGUUGGUUUGAGAUGGUGUAAUCUGUUAACAAAUCUUGCAAUUACACAUUUAGCCUCAAAUCUGGAUCUUACUGUUCUUGACCUGAGAGAUUGCAGAAGCCUUGGGGAUGAAGCUCUGAUAGCAAUAAGCAGUCUUCCUAAAUUAAAGUCGCUACUUCUUGAUGGAUCUGAUAUAAGUGAUGUUGGAAUCUCACAUCUAAAGGAAAGGGCAGCUACCUCACUAGUUUCACUCUCAGUUAGAGGCUGCAAGAGACUCACAGAUAAAUGCAUCACAGCUUUAUUCACCAGCAGUUCAAAACCUGUGUUGCAAGAAUUGGACUUGUCAAAUCUCCCUAAUCUUAGUGACAACGGCGUUUUACUUCUGGCUAAAAGCCGAGUUCCAAUUUGUGAACUCCGUAUGAGACAGUGUCCUCUCAUUGGUGACACGUCAGUCAUGGCAUUAGCUUCAAUGCAGGUUGAUGAUGAAAGAUGGCACGGGAACUGCCUACGUUUGUUGGAUCUUUAUAAUUGUGGGCGUAUAUCUGCACUCUCAUUCCGCUGGCUAAAGAAGCCAUAUUUCCCUAGGUUAAAAUGGUUGGGAGUGACCGGAAGUGUGAACCGGGACAUGGUGGACGCAUUAGCUAGGAGUAGACCGUAUCUACACGUAGCCGGUCGUGGCGAGGAGCUAGGAACCGGACAAUGGGACCAUCCAGAUGGAUUUUAUAUACAUGACUAUGAAGAAAUGGAUGAACUUGAAAGAUUCAUCUUGGAGGGAGAUGAUGAAAUAAGUGAUGAAGAGAUGGGUGAAGCUGAACAUAAUGAAGAAAUUGAAGAAUGACUGCCAGGUAAAUUUCCUGUAAGCAUCUGUUAUGAUUUGUACUAGAGUUAGCAGACUUCAGCUUAUAAACUGAUUUGUUGUAAUAUUAGUUUUGCUUUUUGUGAAAAUGGAUAGUUCAGCUUCUUGUUUUAAUUAUUGGUCUUUGUUGAAAUGGUUGCAUUAAGUUGUUCCCAAUUUGUACCAUAGUUAUUUUUAUGUGAACUGAUAAAUAAAAAAUGAAAUUCAAAUUUCAUUUGCUUGUGCA
Molecule: messenger RNA, 2655 nt
Organism: Beta vulgaris subsp. vulgaris (sugar beet)
Lineage: Eukaryota; Viridiplantae; Streptophyta; Magnoliopsida; Caryophyllales; Amaranthaceae
Product: F-box/LRR-repeat protein 10
Exons: 4
Coding region: 486-2411 (641 amino acids)
Biological process (GO): SCF-dependent proteasomal ubiquitin-dependent protein catabolic process
Cellular component (GO): SCF ubiquitin ligase complex
Molecular function (GO): protein binding
Source: RefSeq, a predicted model, not a curated record